UUCUCCUCGUACAAAACCCCCCCUCUUCCCUCUCCAUUUCUACCUCAUUCUAAAACCCUUUCCCAAGUGUUCAACACCCCCCUCUCAUUUCAACAAAACCUCUCACUAAUCUUAAGCCCCUUUAAGCUCAAGAAUGUGCGGCGGUGCUAUAAUCUCUGACUUCAUCCCUCGCAACCGCGGCCGCCGUGUCUCCUCCAUGAUAUGGCCGGACAAUUUCUUCAAGUCAGAUCUCACCCCAUCUAGUCACAAAGACUCAUCACCUCCCGCCAAAACACCCCAUCCCAUUUCAGGGGAAGUGCAAGAACAGAAGCCGGCCAAGCGGCAGAGGAAGAACCUCUACAGAGGCAUAAGGCAGCGGCCAUGGGGCAAAUGGGCUGCUGAGAUUCGCGACCCGAGAAAAGGAGUCCGAGUUUGGCUUGGUACCUUCAACACAGCUGAAGAAGCAGCCAGAGCUUAUGACAGGGAGGCUCGUAAAAUCCGAGGCAAGAAAGCCAAGGUUAAUUUCCCUAAUGAAGAUGACCAAAACUUCACCAACUCCAGCCAUGCUGUACCAAUUCAGCACAAUAGAAGUGAUUUCAGUUACAACCAUCAUAUGGGAUAUGAUCUGAAUCAGACUACAACAUUUCCCUCAAAUUCAAAUGGAUUUGUUGUGACUACUGCUGACGCUAUUGCUUAUUCUGCGGAAGAAAACUCCGGUUCUGCUGGUUCUGAGAAAGAGGAAGCAAUACAAGGGAAUGGAACUGUGGCUGCUGAAGAGAAUGAAGUUCAAAAGCUCUCUGAGGAGCUAAUGGCGUAUGAGAACUACAUGAAAUUCUAUCAGAUUCCAUAUCUCGAUGGGCAGUCCCCAGCCCCUGUCAAUCCUGGUGCUCAGGAAAGCAUGGUUGGUGAUCUCUGGAGCUUUGAUGAUGAGAAUGAAAAUGUUCCUGCUUCUGCCACCUCUUCGUUUAAUUGAUGUUCCAUAGUCGAUCGAGUUGAUGUGUUCAUUGAUUCUUGUUUAAUUUGUGAUAAGUCCUAGUUACAAGAACUGUAUCAAACGGCUUAUUUUAAUUUCAUGUAAUUUGUAAUCGGAAUUUUAAAUUUUAAUUUCUUAUGAUUGUGUCAA
This is a messenger RNA of Argentina anserina (silverweed cinquefoil), 1102 nucleotides long. Its product is annotated as ethylene-responsive transcription factor ERF071. NCBI's taxonomy places the organism in Eukaryota, Viridiplantae, Streptophyta, Magnoliopsida, Rosales, Rosaceae. The record is from RefSeq and is a predicted model, not a curated record. Gene Ontology annotation, molecular function: DNA binding; DNA-binding transcription factor activity. Gene Ontology annotation, biological process: ethylene-activated signaling pathway; regulation of DNA-templated transcription. The transcript is spliced from 2 exons. The coding region runs from base 134 to 952 and encodes 272 amino acids.